AUUAAUUUUACCAUUUACAUAUAUUUUACAUUAGUUCAUUUAUAGUGUUGUUUAUUAUAUAAAAUAAAUUCAAUUUGACUAAACAAAAACCGUAUUCAAUUAUCUAAUUAUUUCACAUCUUACACAAUCUUCUUAACAUUUCCAUCUCAGAAUACAAAGCAUUAAAUUCAGAUUGCAAAUCACUAUUUUCACAUUUUAAUUUUUCUAUCUCACCUGGCAAUUUACCCAUUUUAAUAAUUUGAUUUUUUCUACAUUUUCUCACCGAUCUAUUGUUUUUUUCGCGAUGAAUUAUGUAUUUUACACUUUUCUUUUCUUCUUCACUCACAUUUCUCCGCGGUCUACGUUUGUUCUGGCUUUUAACUUGAAGAGUAAUGUCACUGUAAUCUUGCAUUUGUCCUAGCGCGCACUGAUUGUUGGCGCUGUAGCCGAAUCCGGAAGCUGAUGCUCCUUGAAACUGCCAAAUGUGGUCACCGGGGUUUAAUUGCCAAGGACUUCCAGUGCCCACGCUAGCCACAGGAUGACUCUGCUCGAAGACUUGAUGGGGUCCUAAGGUAUGAACCUGAGUGCCCUCAAAGCUGGUGGCGGCUGAACUGGAGGGACUGCUGGGUUCGAGCAAGUCCCCCAACAUCUGAAUCGCCAAGUCGAAUUUCACUUGCCUCUGAGCUUGACGAUGGACUGUUGAAGAGGGCCUGGUAAAAGGCGUUGCUGGAACUCUGCUCGAGCAUGUUGGCUUCGUCCGCUGGUCUAAGAAAGUAGCCGACGCUAUGUUCUGUGGUUGAAAAAGUGGAACUGGACAGGUUUUCGUCCACAGAACCAAAGUUUUCACCGUCCAUGAUGAGUAGCGAUCUAGCUUGAUGAAUAAGAGGUUCGAAGACUGUGCGCAGCUGGCUUCUCUUUAUGUGCGUAAGCUGCUUGCUUGUGGAUCCGCAAAGAAGUGUUUACGAGGAGUUGCUCUGAAUGCUGACUGAUAAGUAUUUCUAACAAACUGCUGACUUUAUAGCCUCCAGUUAUUUCACCUUCUUCUCCCUUCCUUAUGAGGGUGGAUCCGCCCUGAGCACGUGACGGGAGGGCCUUAGAAGCGCGCGAGUGAGUAAAUUCGACUCUCCGAUCGAACAAGACUCCUGCGAUGGACCAGACACUCCUCAACGGGCAGACUGAUCCGAUGGACCAGAAUCCUCUGAUGACAGUGACGUCGCCAAUGCUUGACUUAAGCGAAAUGGAUGACUUGAGUCUAUUUUUAGACGAAACCCUGGGCAGUAUGUGCGCGCCAGAUAAUCCACAUGUGGCCUCUGUCCCGAAAGCUGCACAAGAUGACUUCGAAUUGCCGCCUUCUAGGAUCUACACGGAUCUUUCGUCCGCUAGGCCAAACAACGACUAUAACUCGCCUCCCGCAGAGUACUUCGCACUCAGCAGUCAGACUGCACCUUCGCCUCAACAGAUUUACGCUCCACCGCCUGUGGCUGAGUUCAACUUCCCAGUAGCCAGUACCAGUUUCGCCGUCCAGAACUCGGAAGUUCGGGACGAACAUGUGCCGCGCGUUCGAAAGCGUGCAGUCGGAGGCAAAGGUAAAAUAGACAAAAAUUCCCCAGAGUACAAAGAGUAUCGCUUGAAAAACAACGUGGCAGUGCAGAAGUCCAGGCGUAAAAGAGCACUCAGAGAACAGCGCAUGAUCAAUCAAAGGGACGAACUCAAACUGAGAAACGAUCAAAUGAAAUUUAAAAUAUCUCAAAUGAAGAAAGAGGUUGAGGCGCUGAAACACUUAUGUAAACGUUUUAAUCUGUGUGUUCCCAAUUUUACCCCGAUGCAAUAA
Cloeon dipterum is the source of this 1810-nucleotide messenger RNA. Its product is annotated as CCAAT/enhancer-binding protein delta-like. Gene Ontology annotation, molecular function: RNA polymerase II cis-regulatory region sequence-specific DNA binding; DNA-binding transcription factor activity, RNA polymerase II-specific. The transcript is spliced from 4 exons. Gene Ontology annotation, biological process: regulation of transcription by RNA polymerase II; DNA-templated transcription. The record is from RefSeq and is a predicted model, not a curated record. Bases 1127 to 1810 code for a protein of 227 amino acids. Lineage: Eukaryota; Metazoa; Arthropoda; Insecta; Ephemeroptera; Baetidae.